CUCCGUCAACACAACAAUGGCGGAUGCCGUGGAGGAAGCUCUUCAGGGCAGCUGGGACCAGGAUCUAGCUGAGGCUCUGGACUCUGGUGGCUCAGACAUGGAGAUGGAGAGGAGCAUCAUCCAGGUCCAGGAGCAUUCAGCUCAACACAGGGCCAAGAUGUGGAAGAUCGCUCUAAAUGUCUCUGGAAAAGGAGACAGCCUGUCUCCCUGGGACGGCGUCCUCGAUUUGCCAGAACAGACGCUCAUUCACAACCGCAGUCAACAGCUGAUCGACCAGCUGGGAUCAACAGAGGAAGACACAAGUGAAAUGGUGUCCGAUGUUGAGUCUGUCAUCACUUUCUACUGCAAGUCCCGCAACAUUAUGUUUACCCCUGAGCUCAGCUGGCCACACCUGCUCAAACCACUGCUGGGGCUUCAGCUGCCUCGCAGCGACCUCUACAACUGCUUCUAUGCUAUCAUGAACAAAUACAUCCCCAGAGACUGUGUGCCAAAAGGCCGACCUUUCCACCUGUACAGACUACUGCUGCAGUAUCAUGAGCCAGAGCUCUGCUCCUUCUUGGACACCAAAAAGAUCACACCUGACUCGUAUGCCAUCAACUGGAUGGGCAGUCUCUUUUCCAGCCACUGCCUUCCUGAAGUUACCCAGUCUUUGUGGGACUCCUACCUCCAGCAGGCUGACCCCUUCCUCAUCUUCUUCCUCAUGCUCAUCAUCCUCGUCAAUGCCAAAGAGAACAUCCUUUCACAAGAAGGAGACAGUAAAGAGGAAAUUAUCAAAAUGCUGGAAGCGUCUCCUUCACUCCUGGAAGCUGAGGACAUUGAAGAUUUGUUUUCACUGGCCCAGUAUUACCAGAGCAAAACCCCUCUGUCGCUCAGAAAGAUGAACCAGAAUCUGUUUGGUAGCAGCCUGGUGGCUCUUAAAGAAGAGGACACUGACCUGAGUCAGGCACUGUGUCUUCCUGUGUCCGUCCCUGAAAUCCUGCAGGCAAACCAGCUGCAGCAGGAUGGGGUACGUUUCUUUGUGGUGGAUUGUCGGCCAGCAGAGCAGUACAAUGCUGGACAUCUGUCCACGGCCUUCCACCUGGACUCUGACCUGAUGCUCCAGAAUCCCUCUGAGUUUGCACUCUCUGUGAAAUCCCUCUUGGAGGCACAGAAGCAGUCCUUAGAGUCAGGUUCCAUCGCCAGUGGAGAGCACUUGUGCUUCAUGGGCAGCGGGAGAGAAGAGGAAGACAUGUACAUGAACAUGGUGUUGGCACAUUUCCUACAGAAAAACAAAGAAUAUGUCAGCAUCGCUAAAGGAGGUUUCAUGGCCCUCCAGCAGCAUCUGGUAGAUAUGAAUGUCGAGGGUCUGGACUCUUCAUAUGUCCACUGGAUCGUCAGCACGUCUGGAUCUCACAGCAGUCUCAGCUCUGCUGAUGGAGAGUCUCUGAGCAGCCCUGGAGACAGCAAAGGUGUAAAGUCCCUGGUCAACAAAAUGACCUUUGCUCUAAAGUCCAAGUCAGUCAAUGUGAAGGAGAAGAUGAUCAGCUUCAUUGAGAACACCUCCACCCCAGUAGACAGAAUAUCUUUCAAUCUGCCCUGGCCAGAGAAGGUGAUUCCAGAUCGACAUGUAAGCAGCAGUGACCGUGUUGGCAAACCUUACCGGGGAGUGAAGCCUGUUUUCAGCAUUGGCGAUGAAGAAGAGUAUGACACAGAUGAGAUCGACAGUUCAUCCAUGUCGGAUGACGACCGGAAGGAAAUUGUCAACAUUCAGACCUGGAUAAACAAACCAGAUGUAAAACAUCACAUUCCAUGUAAUGAGGUGAAAGAAACAGGUCACAUGUUCCCCAGUCACUUGUUGAUCACAGCGACUCACAUGUACUGCCUGAGGGAAAUCGCCUCAAGGAAAGGCUUUGCCUACAUCCAGUCCAGACAAGCACUGAACUCUGUGGUGAAGAUCACAUCCAAAAAGAAGCACCCGGAACUGAUCACGUUCAAGUUUGGGAGCAACAAUUCAGCUGGAGUGGAGAUAUCGGCUGUCGAGAGAUAUUUGAUACCAAACGCGGGCGAUGCUACGAAGGUCAUCAAGCAGCAGAUCAUGAAAGUCCUAGACGCUCUCGAGAGCUCGUAAAUAGAGACGACGGGGUCAUUGUGGGAGAUUGUGACAACCGCCCAUGACACAAACUGUAAGAAGAGUCUCCGUCUGCCAAGAGUGAAACCUCCUCCUGCUCUCCCUCGGGUGUCCUCCCUCCUGGACAGAUCCCAGUGCAGUGUUGACAGUGAAGCCCUGUGUGUCUGUCUCUGGGACAUGUGGGCACAUCGCCGACUGCAGACCUGUUGGGACAGGCUGUUCAAAUACUUAGGUGCUCCGCAGUCAUCCAACCAUUAUCUUACACUAAUUUUAAAAAACAAAAACAAACAAAAAAAAACAAUAUUGGUUAUAGUGUAUGUUCUUCUUUGCUAUUAGUACAACAUGGGGUGUCAUUACAGUGCAGUUCCACUUUGAUGAUUUCCCUCUGGCCUUAACGUAGCGUACUGGCCGACCAGUUCAAUCCACACAUGACUGACCUUCUCCAGUUCUCAGUUCUGACCCUUUUUGUUGUGAACAGUAUUGCAUUUCUCUUAACGUACAUGUCAUCGUUCUGGUCAGGAAGGGAGCAUGAGUCAGCCAGCUCGGACAUAAAAAACGCACAUCCCCCCCCAGAAAAUAGCAGUGCUGGCACAUGAGACAGAUUUCCUACCACAACAACUGUUUUUGAUAAUUUUUGUUUUCCAGCAGGCAGCCUUAAAUAGAAGUUAUUUGAGGGUGUUUAUAAAUAUGUAUUGUAUAUAUUGUGUAAACUGCUCUAUAUCAGCACAGACCUUUGCAAUGUCGUUUUGAAAGCAUAUCCUGAUAGCUAGAACAAUGCUGCGAAACUUUCAUCUGGCUUCAUACGGUUUGAAGUUCCCUUUCUUUCUAGAGUAAGUCGUUCACAGUGUUUCUGGGAGAUAAUUUAUUCUCUGCUUUUACAUUUAAUAAUGAAUUAACCUCAUCUCAUAGCAGUCUGAUGUAGCUCUCAGAAAGCAUCGUCCACACAUGUCUGGACUACAUUAGAAGUACAAGAGGAGGUUCAGUGAUUGUAAAGAGCCUGAGCACCUCAGUAUUUUUUUUUCAUCCCAUUCAGAUGCGAACGUCUUUCCCAGAAAACUAAAUGAAAAUGUGCCGGUGAAAUAUUUUAAUCACAGAAGGCUGAUAACUGUUGAAAAGGUAAAGAUCGCUGUAACUCGGACUGUGCUUUGCACUUUUAAGCACAGUUUUGAAUGAAAAGAUUAUUUGUUUAAAGGAAAGUUACUAUAUAUCUAUGUUUUCAAAUCUGUCUUGUCGGUUGCAUUAGUCGAAACUGAGCAGCUUUAGUUGCUUGCCACUGUUGCCUUCGGCCUCAUGCCUGUGAUGUGUGAUAUUGGCACCAGCAGUGGCAACAUAUCACAGUAUACUGCUGCUUCUCCUCUAAUCUGUUUUGGACUUUUCCUCGCUCUCUCCUUGCUUACUUAUACAUUUGCGUUGAAGUCUAGUUGUGUCGGCAGCCUGAGUUAGAAGUGUCAGAGCCUCCUUUGUGACUGCUGCAGUUGAAUUUUCAGUCCAGAGAGCGUUGAUCCCCUUUUAAAAAAAAAUACACAAUGGUUCAUCAUCCUGACUAAAACAUAAGGCACAUUUAAAAUAUGGACAAGAAAAACCAAAUCUUGAAUUAAAGACUCUAAAAUCUGGUCUUUGUUCUCUCCAGUCUCUCAUUGCAUUCCUGUGUAAUCCAUGCAUUGUGUUGUAAUUUGUAAUUUUGUGAUAUUUUUCAGUAUUCUUAUUGACUGGAACAUCCUCGAAUGGGAGUCUUUACAUUCCUCUGUUACAUCACUGGCAAAGGAUGUCAACCACUGGUCGAAAAUGCAACAUGUCUAAAGUGUAAUUUGCACCUUACUGUACUGCUAUUAUUUUCUAAGCGUUUAUGUUUUUAAUAAAUGGAGAUUGUUCGACUGCA
Stegastes partitus (bicolor damselfish) is the source of this 3986-nucleotide messenger RNA. It is a transcript of the gene tbc1d23, whose product is annotated as TBC1 domain family, member 23. The transcript has 19 exons. Gene Ontology annotation, cellular component: trans-Golgi network. Gene Ontology annotation, biological process: retrograde transport, endosome to Golgi; embryonic brain development. The record is from RefSeq and is a predicted model, not a curated record. NCBI's taxonomy places the organism in Eukaryota, Metazoa, Chordata, Actinopteri, Pomacentridae. Bases 17 to 2107 code for a protein of 696 amino acids.